AAGUAUCAACCCCAUUCCCUCUCCCUCUCUCUCAAGAAACCCACACACACUCUCUCUUCCUCUCUUUCUCUCAUCGACAGAUGGAGAAAGGUGAGGGCAGCCCUUCCUCCGCCGCCGCCGGUGAAAACUCCACCGACAAGAACCCGACGCGCCACAACCUCACCCUCCCCUCAGGACUCACAGCUGACGAAUUCGAAUCCCUAAAGCACUCCAUCUCCGACCACCACACGUACCUACUCGGACCAGGCCAAUGCUCCUCCCUCCUCGCGCAGCGCAUCCACGCGCCGCCCUCCGUCGUCUGGUCCAUCGUUCGCCGCUUCGACAAGCCCCAAACCUACAAGCACUUCAUCAAGAGCUGCGCCGUCAAGGAACCCUUCCACAUGGCCGUCGGUUGCACCCGCGACGUCAAUGUCAUCUCCGGCCUCCCAGCCGCCACCUCCACCGAGCGCCUCGACCUCCUCGACGACGACAAACACGUCACUGGCUUCAGCAUCAUCGGCGGUGAGCACAGACUCCGCAAUUACCGCUCCGUCACCACCGUCCACGGCUUCGAGGAUCGCGAUGGCGGCGGAGGAGGAGGGAAGAUCUAUUCCGUUGUUCUUGAAUCGUACAUCGUUGACGUGCCGGAAGGGAACACCGAGGAGGACACUCGUCUCUUUGCGGACACCGUCGUGAAGCUCAACCUCCAGAAACUCGCGUCCGUCACGGAAGGCAUGAACCGUGACGGCGACGGUUAACAGGAACGGUAAGUCAUCACACAGUUCCUUCGGCGGAAAAAGAAAAAAAAAAACAAAACUGAAAGUUCAGAACCCCGAUUUUAUUGAAAAAAGAGAGAAAAAAAAAAGAAAUUGGAAUACAUAAAAAAAAAAAGGAGAAAAGCAACUCCGAAUUCAGAAGUUUUUCUCCUUAUUUCCUUUUGUUCAUUUCUUCUUCUUUUGAGGAAUUUUGUUGUUGACGGUGGUGGUGGUGAUGGUGGAAGCUGUGAUCAUCACUGAGUCACCAGCGUUGCGUCCUCGUCUGUGUUUGUUUUUACGUUGAGAGUCAUUGUUACAAAUGGGCGAGGGCAUUUUGGUCAAUGCACUUUUGUACAGGAAAUGUUGACUUGUGGAUCAGUUUCAUCAUGUUUCCCUUUUAAUCAUUCCCUCUGAAUAUAUGAAUGAUCAUUUGCUCUUUCA
Arachis stenosperma is the source of this 1175-nucleotide messenger RNA. Its product is annotated as abscisic acid receptor PYR1-like. The transcript has a single exon. Lineage: Eukaryota; Viridiplantae; Streptophyta; Magnoliopsida; Fabales; Fabaceae. The record is from RefSeq and is a predicted model, not a curated record. Gene Ontology annotation, molecular function: signaling receptor activity; abscisic acid binding; protein phosphatase inhibitor activity. The coding region runs from base 81 to 737 and encodes 218 amino acids. Gene Ontology annotation, biological process: abscisic acid-activated signaling pathway. Gene Ontology annotation, cellular component: cytoplasm; nucleus.